Messenger RNA from Telopea speciosissima, 1639 nucleotides. Its product is annotated as DNA-directed RNA polymerase I subunit 1-like. The record is from RefSeq and is a predicted model, not a curated record. Gene Ontology annotation, biological process: DNA-templated transcription. Gene Ontology annotation, cellular component: RNA polymerase I complex. Bases 732 to 1391 code for a protein of 219 amino acids. NCBI's taxonomy places the organism in Eukaryota, Viridiplantae, Streptophyta, Magnoliopsida, Proteales, Proteaceae. Gene Ontology annotation, molecular function: DNA binding; DNA-directed RNA polymerase activity. The transcript has 2 exons.
AGUGAUUCACAGUGUUAAUAUUUUUGUUGGUGCAGGGAUGAAGCUGAGCGUCUAGCUGCAAAGUUCAAAAAGGUAUCUGUAGCAGAUGUAAUUGAGAGCAUGGAGGUCUCUGUUAUGCCAUUUGCUGUCGAAAAACACCAAAUCUCCAGUAUUUAUAAGCUGAAGUUGAAGCUAUAUCCACCUCUAAUUUAUCCUCCUUACAUGGAUAUUACAGUAAAAGACUGCAUGAAAACCAUAAAAAAUAAAUUUCUCCGGGAAUUGGAGGAUGCCAUUCAAAAUCAUCUGGACAUGCUAUCUAAGAUCAGUGGCAUAAAAAAACAUUAUGCAGACUGCACAAUCCACUUCUGCAAAGGAAGCAGGUGAGGAUGAUCUGGGCAGUACAUCUCAGGAAGUAGAAGAAAACAAUGUUGGCGGGGGUGAUGCUGAUGAUGAUGAAGAUGAUGAUGGUGGUGGUGAGGAUCUAGGCGUUGAUGCACAGAAAAGAAAACGUCAAGCUACAGAUGAGAUGGAUUACGAGGAUGAUAUGGAAAAUGAUAUCUCCCACAUUACUGAACAUGAUGAAGGGGAUCCAACCACUGGCUUUGAAAGCGAAGUUGAUCAAGUUGAAGCUGAAGAAGGGAAUACUACAACUGGUGAAAUUCAGGUAUUUGAUGCUGAUGAUGAAACCCCAUCAAAAGCUGGAUCUGUCUCCAAGUCAAAAUCAAGUGCGAAAAAGGCAAAAUCAGUAAUUGAUGGAAAGAAUGCCAGUUCAAAACGAAGAAGAAAAGACACUGACAGCAUUCCAUGUGAAAGCUAAGGGAUUGGACGUUGAGGUCCAUUUUAGAUUUACCAACGAACCUCAUAUUUUAUUGGCCCAGAUUGCCCAGAAGACUGCCAAGAAUGUUUACAUCAAGAAAUCUGGGAAAAUAGAUCGAUGUACAGUGAUUAGCCAGAAUGUAGAUCCUGAUACUCCGGCACUGCAGACUGCUGGGGUGGAUUUCCAUGCAUUUUGGAAUAUGCAGGAUGACCUUAAUAUCGAGAAUUUAGUUUCCAAUGACAUACACGCUGUGCUGAAGACAUAUGGAGUAGAGGCUGCCAGGGCAACCAUCAUAAAUGAGGUGAAAGGUGUAUUUGGGUCCUAUGGAAUAUCUGUCAAUAUCCGGCAUCUGAUCCUCAUUGCUGAUUUCAUGACCCAUUCUGGUCGUUACCGCCCAAUGAGCAGACAUGGCAUAGUUGAAUCUGUAUCUCCCCUCAGCAAGAUGACAUUCGAGACAGCAUCUAAGUUCAUUGUCGAUGCUGCUUAUCAUGGUGAGAUGGAUGACUUGGAGGCUCCAUCUGCAAGAAUCUGCCUCGGGCUGCCAGUGAAGAUGGGCACUGGCUGUUUUGACUUGAUGCAGAAGCUCGAAGUGUAGCGAUGACAGCAGUUCAGUUCAGGUUUCUCCUCUCACUUUCUGCAAACCGUCUCAAAACCAUGUCCAACAACACCAUGAACUUGUGGAAGCCAUCUACCUAUUUGACAAUACAACCAAGGUCUGGAAAGCCUUUGGAGUUCCAAUUUAUCUCAAUGAAGGUAGGUCUCGUGCCCCAUAUUCCAUGGAUGAGGGAUGUAUAUAAAAAAUUUUGCCGCCAUUUUCUGUUUGUUGUUUUCUUACCAUGAGAG